CUACAUUGGCAACUCGCGUGGAGCAUAAGAAUGGCUAAGUUUAGAUUCCUUUUCUCGUUUUUGCUCUCGCUCUGUCUUCUCCGAUCGUGCAUGAUUGCCACGGAAGAAAAUGUUGCGGCAAUCCAGUGGCCUGCUUCAAAAUAUGUCUCAGCAGUUGGACAACCCGGCAUGAAAAAUGACAAUCUAAGGGUCGCGAUCGAAGCCUGGAACCAGUGCAACGAGGUUGGUGAAGAAGCUCCUAAUAUGGGAAGUCCUAGAAUAGCAGAUUGCUUCGACGUUGACUAUUCUUCUGCAGCAAAGAAGUCGAGUCACAAGGUGAACAAAAUAGAAAAACGGCUUGGCAUAUUGAACGCCACGACAUACCGAGGAAUAAAGGCAUCCGUCGUGAACGAGUAUGCAGCUCAGAAAGAAGUCUACUUAGGCAACAAGUGCGAAGUAGUGGAUGUACCGAUGCCGUGGCAGUUCUGGAUGAUCAUGCUCAAGAGCGGCAAUUUGGACACCGUGUCCCAAAGGUGCAAGAAGAACGGCAGAGAGGCGCCCAUUUUCCCGCCCGAGCCGAGGUUCCCGUGCUUCGGAGACGGAUGCAUGAACAUGCCCUUGAUGUACCACGACUACACCAGCAUCCGCGAUCAUAACAAACUCCGAGGGAGGUAUUAUGGGACAUGGGACUUGGAUACCGACGUCAAGAAGGCAAUUCAUGCCGAUGAGACCUCGUUUUUCUCGGUGACGUGGGAGAAGGAGAUCGGAAAGGGGAGUUGGGUGUUUCAUCUUCUGCUGAAGACAUCGAAGAAGUAUCCAUGGCUGAUGCUCUACUUGAGGUCGGACUCGACGACGGGCUUCUCUGGAGGUUAUCACUAUGAAACUAGGGGAAUGACUAAAAUAGUUCCAAAAUCACCCGAUUUCAAGGUGAAGUUCACACUAGACAUAAAGCAAGGAGGAGGACCAAGCAGCCAGUUCUACCUGAUGGACAUUGGAAGCUGUUGGAAGAACAACGGGAAGCCGUGCGAUGGCAAUGUGAAGACAGACGUCACCAGGUACAGCGAGAUGAUUCUAAAUCCUGAGACGGAGGCGUGGUGCCGGUCGGACAACCUCAAGAACUGCCCGCCGAUCCACACCUUCCCGAAUGGGACCAGAGUCCACCGCACGGACGAGGCCGACUUCCCUUACGAAGCCUACCAUGUGUACUGCGCUCCUGGGAACGCCAGAGUCCAGGAAGAGCCAUACGCCCCGUGCGACGCGUACAGCAAUCCCCACGCCCAGGAAAUACUGCAAAUCCUGCCCCAUCCAGUGUGGGGAGAGUAUGGGUACCCUACAAAGAAGGGUGAGGGCUGGGUUGGCGAUCCUAGGACUUGGUAUCUUGAUGUUGGAAGGCUUUCUCAUUCACUUUACUUUUACCAGGAUCCAGGUACUGAACCCGUUGAAAGGCAUUGGCCAUCAAUCGAUUUGGGAACGGAAAUAUAUGUGAGCGAUAAUCAAGUCGCCGAAUGGACCGUAAGCGACUUCGACAUAAUUGUUCUGUCAGAAGGCAUAUGAAUAUAUGAUAUGACUAUAAUGCUUUUAUUUAUUUAUUUAUUAAUAGUGAUAGUA
Messenger RNA from Rhodamnia argentea, 1587 nucleotides. RefSeq lists its product as uncharacterized. Bases 31 to 1533 code for a protein of 500 amino acids. NCBI's taxonomy places the organism in Eukaryota, Viridiplantae, Streptophyta, Magnoliopsida, Myrtales, Myrtaceae. The transcript has 4 exons. The record is from RefSeq and is a predicted model, not a curated record.